Prorocentrum cordatum is the source of this 677-nucleotide messenger RNA. Lineage: Eukaryota; Dinophyceae; Prorocentrales; Prorocentraceae. The record is from the annotation of a GenBank genome assembly.
GCAUCACGGCAGCGGCCGCCCGGGCCGCGCGGGAGCGCUCCGCCGCGCUGAACGAGCGGGCCUCUUCGGGCGACCUGCCCGCGGCGGAGCGGGAGCUGCUUCGGCUCGCCUCUGGCCGCGCCCGCGGCGGCGCCUGCGGCGCGGGCACGCUGGAGAGCUCAACACGCUGCUCAAGGCCUGCAGUAACGUGCCGGAUCUGGACCGGGCAGUGGCAUGCGGUGGCGGAAAAUUUGCCCAUCGGCGUCCGGGUCAACGAGAAGACGUUCGGUAAGCUGAUCAAGGCGGCCGCCAGGAGCGGCCGGGCGGAGGAGGCGGCGGCGUGGGCGGUCGCCAUGGCGAGGGAGUUCGCGAGCAGCGCCGUCGCGCUGAGCACCGUCAUCGACGCGUGCGCGCGGGCCGCGCGGGCGGACGAGGCGCUGGCCCUCUUCGCGGGCCUCCGGGGCGCCCGCCUGGAACCCGACGCGGUCGCGCACUCGAGCGUGCUGAAGGCGAUGGCGCGGGCCAGCGACCCGGGGGCCCGUUGGAUUGGCUCGCCGGCAUGGAGGCGGCCCGCCAAUCCCCGGACAUCGUCGCCUGCAACACCGCCGUGCACGCGUGCGCGCGGGCCGGGCUGGCCCACGAGGCCGUGGCGGUUCUGGAGCGGGCGAGGCGCGCGGGGCUGCGGCCGACCGUGGUGA